AUGGAUAUAAAGGAUGAUAUUAAUAGAAAGAAUUUUAGACUAAAUUAGAGGAUUUCUGUAAAUAAUUUAUCAGAUGGAAAUACAAAGAAGAUUUUAGAAAAUAUGUUUUAAGUUAGUAGAAAUAUCAAAUAUCUACAAGCAAUUAGCAAUAAAGUUGUUUUGCAGAAUGCAUAAUUCCAUUUAUUCAACUUUUAAAAGUUUGAUUUAUCUACAAUCAAUAAAGAUGAAACUACAAGAAAUAUUAAUAAAGGUACAGGUUAAUAGUAGAAUUAGCAUAAAAAUUAGGAAAAUUAGUAAAUGAAAUCAAAUUUUCAAAGAGGAUAAUAUUCAGAAGAAUAUACAAAACAAAAUUUUUAAAAUAACAUCUAAGGAAAUUACAUUAAUUUGAAAUAACCACUUCCAGAGUUUACAGGUGAUAGAAAUAAAUUGGCUUAAUGGUUUUAUAAUAAGAAAAACUACACAACUCAUUAGAAUUAAGAGGAUCUAUAAAUUUUCAGACAACGUUUAAUAAAGGAAUUCGAAUAACUAAAUGAUGAGUGCCAAGAUAUAAAUUAGGCAUUUAAUAUUUAUAUCAAAUUGUUUAUAUUAUUAAAGACAGUGGAUCCAAAAUUCUUGGCCUAAAGGUUUGAAUUUAUUAUAUAGAGAAUUAAAUAUAGUCCAACUGAUGAAGAAGCUCUUUAUUAUCUUGUUGUGGAAUGUUUGAAAUAUUUGCGUAAUCAAAAUAUACAGAAGCAAGUCAAUUUACCUAUUUUUCUGAUCUUAAGGUUAACUCUUCACAUCUGCUACAAGUUCAAUUUUUUAAAAAUACUACAAGAAUGCAAUUAAAUCAAAUAAUUACCUUUCAUGAUUGAGGACAUGGUUUGCUUUGUUUAUGAUUUUCACACAAAUAAGCUUCUCAAGAAAAUUAAUCACGAAAGAAUUCAUGACAUGUAUGACAAGGUGAUCUCUCUUUGCCACAAAAUACAUUAUGAACCUUCUUAUUAAUUUGCAUUGACUAACUUAAGUAUGCUCUCAGAUAUUAAGCAGUUAAAUAAAUAAACAUUCCAAAAGUUGAAAAUACACAACACAAUCUACUAUAGAUUAUGCUUAUAGGAAAUAGAUAGAUGCAUACGCAAUACGAGUGACACUUAAAUUGUUUAUAUUGCUUAUAAAUUAUCUACAAUUGACUAUACUUCUUUUGGGUAUAAGAUAGACCAUAUUUGGGAUUUUAUUGAAGAAAGAUUUUAUCAAAAGAGUGAUUAGUAUAAUUUGAUAAUGCAGAAGAGUUUAUUAUACUCCAUUGGUAAAACAAUAAGAAUUACUCAAACUUCAUAGAAUUUGUACAAAAAAUUGUUUGAUAAGAAGCAAUUAAACAAAUUAAGGUAUUAAAAGAACUUUUUAGAGUAUUUUUCUAACCUCCUUCUUUCAGGAACUGCUAGAAGUCUUUUCACUAAAGAACAAUUACAAAAUACUUUACCAUAUAUUUAAGAGCUUUUAGAAGAUGAGUCAUUAGAUAGAAAAGAGAAAAUAGAUUUUGUUGGAAAUACUUGCUUGCUUUUCUACAGAUUAGGCAUUUAUGAUAAAUCUUUCUGGGACUACUUUUUGAAAUACGAAGACUAUUAUCUGAAUGAUAAGUCUAAAUUUUUUUAAGUAUAUUUUAUUUCAAGAACCAUGCCAGUGAUUUCAGACGAAAUUGAUAACAAGGAAUUAGUAAACAGGAUGGCACAUUUGUUGGAAAAAAUAAAAGAAUUGCCAUAUUAUCAAUAAGAAUUAGCAAGAAUCUCUUCUUAAAUAACCUAAGUUAAAUAAUCUCUUUUCGAAUAGCGUUUUGAUUUUUAUGCUAACGCAUUUGGUAAAAUCAUCUAAAGAGAAAAAAUAAUUGACGAUAUAUUCAGUGCUGAUUUUUAUAUGAAAGAAGAUAACAUAGUUAUAGAAAUAGAAGGCCAUAACCAUUAUAACUAGCUAACUGAUGGUACAUACUAAAUGAACUUAAUCACUUAAUUUAAGAGUAAAUAUUUAAAAAAAUUGGGAAUAUCUGUCAUUCAUCUUGGUGUACACGAUUGCACUUAAUAAGAAAAUCAAAUGAUAAGUAUAUUAAGAGUUUUCUUAAAAAAAUACAAUCAAGUUAAGAAACAUCAAGAAGAAAACAAAUUAAUAGCAAUUGAUGUUUGA
Molecule: messenger RNA, 2151 nt
Organism: Tetrahymena thermophila SB210
Lineage: Eukaryota; Ciliophora; Oligohymenophorea; Hymenostomatida; Tetrahymenidae
Exons: 4
Source: RefSeq, a predicted model, not a curated record